AAAGCCUGCAGGGAGAGCAGAGGGCGUGACAUGGCCGUGCGGGUCAAGGUACUUAACCCCGCGAGCAGACUGCUGCCCCCUCGACGUGCGCACUUUGUAAUCCCUCCCUGUCAUCCCACACACCACAGACAGAGACAGCUGCGAUUCAUUUACUUGCCUACUCACGACGUUCCCUUGUAGCUUGUCGUUUCCCUCUUCCCACCUCUUCAUCUGCACAAAGUAACACAACAAAGACUCGACCCUACUCCACCGCAACCUCGACCUCCACUUUCCCCGCACCCACUGCGACCAUGGCAGAGUAUCGCGAGGUACCCAUCUACGACAUUCCCUUGCGGCUGCAGGGAAAGGACGACAAGGUCCACAAGAGGCCAAAGCCCCACAUCGAUGCUGCUACCUACAAGUCCAACUACCAGGCAUCCAUUACAAAGGUCGAUGAAUUCUGGGGAAAGCUCGGACGUGAGACAAUUGACUGGGAUGUGCCAUUCAAGACUGUUCGUCAUGGGGAUUUCGAAAAGGGAGACGUAGCCUGGUUCCCCGAGGGACAGCUCAAUGCUUCCUACAACUGUGUGGACAGGUGGGCCUACAAGUGCCCGGACAAGACUGCCAUUAUCUGGGAGGCCGACGAGCCUGGACAGGGCAAGGAGAUCACCUACAAGGAGCUCCUUUCAGAGGUAUCUCAGGUAGCCAAUGCUCUUCUCGACAUGGGCAUUCGCAAGGGAGAUGCCGUUAUCGUCUACCUUCCCAUGAUUCCCGAGGCAGCCAUUGCCCUUCUGGCCUGUGCCCGUAUCGGAGCUGUGCACUCGGUAGUCUUCGCCGGCUUCUCCGCCGACUCGCUCCGUGACCGGACCGUAGACUGUGACGCCCGAGUUGUCAUCACUACAGACGAAGGCAAGCGAGGAGGACGAACCAUUGCGACCAAGUCGAUUGUCGAUGCUGCUCUCAAGGAGUGCCCCAAAGUCGAGCACUGCCUGGUCGUCAAGCGAACCGGUUCCAACGUUGAGUGGCAGGAAGGCCGUGACAAGUGGUGGCACGAGGCCGCUGCUGCGCAGCGCCCCUACUGCCCACCUGUUCCCGUGAGCUCCGAAGACCCCCUCUUCAUCCUGUACACCUCUGGCUCCACUGGAAAGCCCAAGGGAGUGGUGCAUACUACUGCUGGAUACCUGCUUGGCACUGCGCUCACCGUCAAGCACAUUUUCGACGUCCACGAGGACGACAGGUUCGCUUGCAUGGCCGACGUCGGAUGGAUUACUGGCCACUCGUACAUCGUCUACGGACCUCUCAUGAACGGUAUCACGACUUUGAUCUUCGAAUCGACCCCCGUUUACCCUACUGCUUCGAGAUACUGGGAGGUGGUUGCAAGGCACAAGAUCACGCAAUUCUACACAGCCCCUACUUCAAUUCGUCUCUUGCGUCGCCUUGGAGAGGAGCACGUGCAAGGCCACGAUCUGAGCUCCCUGCGAAUCAUCGGCACAGUAGGAGAGCCCAUUAACCCCGAGGCUUGGGACUGGUACAAUGAAAACGUCGGAAAGAAGGAGUGCGCCGUCGUUGACACCUACUGGCAGACUGAGACAGGUGCUCACAUGAUUGCGCCCUUCCCUGGUGCAACCAAGACGAAGCCUGGAGCGGCCACUGUGCCCUUCUGGGGUGUCGAGCUGGCUCUACUGGACCCCACUUCGGGACAGGUGCUGGAAGGCAACGAGGUCGAGGGUGUCUUGGCCGUCAAGCAGCCAUGGCCCUCCAUGGCCCGAACUAUCAAGGGAGAUCAUCAGCGAUUCCUGGACGUGUACAUGAAGCCCUACCCCGGCUACUACUUUACCGGUGACGGUGCAGCAAGAGACAAGGACGGCUACAUCUGGAUCAAGGGAAGGGUCGACGACGUCUGCAACGUCUCUGGUCACCGUAUUGGUACCGCCGAAAUCGAGAGCGCCCUGAUCCAGCACCCAGGUGUCUCAGAGAGCGCCGUUGUGGGUGUCCCCGAUGAGGUGACAGGUCAGUCCAUCUGUGCCUAUGUGGCUCUCAAGCCUUCCUUCUCGUACGACUCAGAGGACGCCUUGGUCAAAGAGCUGGUGCUGCAAGUCAGGAGAAACAUCGGUCCGUUUGCCGCUCCCAAGAUGAUCCUCAUUGUGAAUGACCUGCCCAAGACGAGGAGUGGAAAGAUCAUGAGGAGGAUUCUGAGGAAGAUUGCCUCCAAUGAGGCAGACCAGCUAGGCGACCUGAGCUCGCUGGCUGACCCUUCAGUUGUGGAGAAGCUCAAGGGCGACUGGCUCAAGAAGGCUGGCAAGAAGUAAAGGAGGGGGCAAGCAGGGCACUGCACAGAAAAGCAAGAAGUGAAGGUCAGGCAGUCUUUGAUUCGAUGUUCAUGCUAAGCUUUGAGGAUCCG
Microstroma glucosiphilum is the source of this 2380-nucleotide messenger RNA. Its product is annotated as acetate--CoA ligase. Gene Ontology annotation, molecular function: AMP binding; acetyl-CoA synthetase activity. The record is from RefSeq and is a predicted model, not a curated record. Lineage: Eukaryota; Fungi; Basidiomycota; Exobasidiomycetes; Microstromatales; Microstromataceae. The transcript has 4 exons. Gene Ontology annotation, cellular component: cytosol. The coding region runs from base 291 to 2288 and encodes 665 amino acids.